This is a messenger RNA of Penicillium samsonianum, 1386 nucleotides long. Its product is annotated as RNA recognition motif domain-containing protein. The transcript is spliced from 4 exons. The record is from RefSeq and is a predicted model, not a curated record. The coding region runs from base 93 to 968 and encodes 291 amino acids. Lineage: Eukaryota; Fungi; Ascomycota; Eurotiomycetes; Eurotiales; Aspergillaceae.
UCUUCAACCUCUCCACGUAUUCUCACUUAUUCUGAAUUCUUUUCUCUUUUUAAUUUCUGUUAUUAAUUUGUCUAAUCUAUAUUCUUUCUGCGAUGGCGACCAAAAAACCCGUCUCGUUCGACGCCAUCAUCCAGGCUGACCGUCAAAAGAAGAAGCAAGAGGACCUCGCAAACCAACUCCUUGGAAAGAACCGCAGAUCAAGCGCCCCAGGCUCGGGCUCCGGUGCCGGCAAGAAAGCGCAGAACAAACCACAGAAUGCAAAGCCUGGAAGCUUAGCAAGCAGGAUCGGAGUAGCCAAGCGCUCCGCGUCAGCGACCGUGCAACCCAACAAGAACAAGCCCGCACCCAUCACGAACAGCAAUCGGGCACGCGGCAAACCUGGCAAGAAAGAUGGCGUGAAUGCGGAUCAGGUCCGGGCAACUUUCCAAUCCGAGAAUGGCCAAGGGAACGCGCGAUCAGGAACCUUUGCAAAGAACAGUCGCCCAUUCGGUGGCAGCAACAUGACCAUUAAGGGUGCCUCGGGCCCAUUCCUUGUCGUCGGGAGGAACUUUGCGCCUGGGACAACAGCUGCCGACAUCCAAUCUGCUCUUGAGCCCAUAACAGGUCCCAUGCUCAGCUGCCAGAUAGUAGCAAGCCAGCCGAGUGUUGUUGCGGAAUUUGCAUAUGCGGAGAAGACGGCUGCAGAACUGGUGGUUGCCAAUUUCCACAACCAAAGGGCUGAUGGGAGACUGCUCACAAUGACCCUUAAAUCGACGAAGGCUGCAACCCACCAAGAUCCCUUCACUGCACUCCGAGCACAAGCUGAUCAGGAACGACUCCGAGCCCGUCGUGCCCCAGGCCACCCGAACGAUCUGCUAGCCGAGAACCAGGGAAAUUCGCAGACCGGCCUCUACAGCGAUGAAAUGAUGGUCGAUGCGCCGGGGCGGAAUACCCAGAGGAAUCAGAACCAACGGAAUAGGCGUCGUUGAACACCCAAGCUUGAGCAUGACAACUUGUGGUUGGCUAGCGUUGUUGGUGUAAGGAGUAUCAACUGCGGGAGAUGGUCGUGGAUCAUGCUCCUUGUUACACUCUCAUGAAAUGUAUGAUAUGGUUACAGCAGUUUAUGGACAUUUUUUAACAUUCGGAGCACACUUUUUACAGCAGAUAGCGGCGAACCGGACAAAUCGGACAGACUAUUAAUGUUUUAUUCAGGACUUUUCUUCAGCAUGCACAUCAAUCCGUACCCAUGUUACGUACGGUAUUACCUGUCGCUCCUCGCUACUUGCUUAUUUACAUGUGUCGGAAGAAAAGAGGUGAAACUAUACCUAGGUAGGUAUCAACACAAGCCUAUGGUAUUUAACCCUUCCGAUAUCAUUGAAAACAGUAAACCAAACCAUCACUUGUUCU